This is a messenger RNA of Leptopilina heterotoma, 982 nucleotides long. It is a transcript of the gene RpS4, whose product is annotated as 40S ribosomal protein S4. The transcript is spliced from 6 exons. Gene Ontology annotation, biological process: translation. The record is from RefSeq and is a predicted model, not a curated record. Bases 147 to 932 code for a protein of 261 amino acids. NCBI's taxonomy places the organism in Eukaryota, Metazoa, Arthropoda, Insecta, Hymenoptera, Figitidae. Gene Ontology annotation, molecular function: RNA binding; structural constituent of ribosome. Gene Ontology annotation, cellular component: ribosome; cytosolic small ribosomal subunit.
CAGCUGAGUUGUGACCAUGCCUUUAUGUUUACAAACUAGUUGUGCUUAGACCUUAAUUGAGAACAUUAGCGCCAUCCGUCCUCAACGGUAUUGGAUAGAAGAUAAAAAAUUCUUUUUUUCUCUCUUUUACCGUCUAGAGAGACAAGAUGGCUCGUGGACCAAAGAAACAUUUGAAGCGUCUGAAUGCCCCGAAGGCAUGGAUGUUGGAUAAAUUGGGUGGUGUUUAUGCUCCACGACCAUCCACUGGCCCUCACAAACUACGAGAAUCUUUACCUUUGGUAAUUUUUCUUCGAAAUAGGCUAAAGUAUGCCUUAACAAACUGCGAAGUGAAAAAAAUCUGCAUUCAAAGGCUCAUUAAGGUCGACGGCAAAGUUCGUACCGAUGCCAACUACCCAACUGGUUUCAUGGAUGUUGUGACUAUUGAAAAGACCGGUGAAUUUUUCCGAUUGAUCUAUGAUGUGAAAGGACGAUUCACAAUUCAUCGCAUUACUGCUGAAGAAGCAAAAUACAAAUUGUGCAAAGUGAAACGUGUUCAGACUGGACCAAAGGGAAUUCCUUUCUUGGUAACACACGAUGGAAGAACUAUCCGUUAUCCAGAUCCUUUGAUUAAAGUAAAUGACACCGUUCAACUGGAUAUCGCCACUUCUAAAAUUCUUGAUUCUAUUCGAUUUGACUCUGGUAAUUUAUGUAUGAUUACGGGAGGAAGGAAUUUGGGUCGUGUUGGAAGUGUCGUUAGCCGAGAACGUCAUCCUGGUUCAUUUGACAUUUGUCACAUUAAAGAUUCCCAAGGUCACACAUUUGCCACAAGGUUAAAUAAUGUAUUUAUCAUUGGCAAAGGGUCGAAACCAUAUGUGAGUCUUCCAAGAGGAAAGGGAGUGAAGCUCACGAUUGCCGAAGAAAGAGACAAAAGGUUGGCAUCCAAGCGAGAGUAAUGUAUGUUUCAGGAGAAAAUUUUCUAAAUAAACGAGAGUUUUCGAUGAAA